This is a messenger RNA of Ilex paraguariensis (yerba mate), 351 nucleotides long. Lineage: Eukaryota; Viridiplantae; Streptophyta; Magnoliopsida; Aquifoliales; Aquifoliaceae. The record is from the annotation of a GenBank genome assembly.
AUGGGAAAGGGUUUGUUGCCUGAUACACGUGAGCUAGCUGCAACGGGUGCAAAGUCAUUGACGAUUGGGAAAUGUGAUGUUGCAUUGGAGCUUGGUGCAAGGCUGAAUUGGUUGUUGCAUUUAGGGAAACCUCCAAAUGAAGAGGCAAAGGAAAAUGUGUCAAGAAUGGAGGCACAAUUGGCUAAGGAUGUUCGGCCAUUUAAUUUUAUGACACCAAUGAGGAUAAUUAGGGAUGCGAUUUUGGUGUCUAAGGGGGCGAACACAAUCAAUGUUGGUCGGGUUGUGUUGAUUCAGACGGAGCCGAGGAGUAGGUUGGAUGUUGAGACUUGGGGGACAAUGGAGAUGGUCUGA